AUGGCUCACCCGCUUGUCUGGCCAGGAACAUAUUUCUUCUACCCCAUCGGAAACACGCCUGCGGUAUGUCUGACCCGGGACCUCGCUCCCGAAGAAUCCGCGGAUGUCGUGCUGCUUGGAUGCGGUGACCCCCGCCAUGUGCUGUAUACUGUUUUCUCCGAGCCCGAUGCUUCUCCUCGCAAGUUGGACUUCACCUGCUGUGAUAAUGAACCGGGUGUGCUCGCUCGUAACGCCUUGUUGUUCAGUCUCAUCGCGGAAAACAUGUCACAGCAAACGCUUUGGAACAUCUUCUACCAUCUGUACCUUGACGAUGGCUCCCUUUCCGUCCUGCGCGCACAGUGCAAGAAACUCGUCGACGCCUCUGUCACCGCGGCAUCAUGGCGCUCGUCCCCGUAUGGCUCCUAUCUGCGAGUUUUCACGGAUCACACCCUGGUCGAACUUCGUCGCCAUUGGUCACUGUAUAUUGCCAUGCAAGACCUGCCCCCCUCACGCCUCGCAUCGAUCCGCGACGGAUACAAGAACGUGUUCAAACAGUCCCGCAACUUCGAUACUCCCCUGACAGCCGCACGUUCUGCCGGCCCCACGAUUGUCCGCUCAUUGGUAUCAACAGAUCAAGUCAAGAACUAUUGGAAGACCGGGACGACGUUCUCAGACCCAAAGCAAGUCGCCCUCGCGAAGUCCCUCAAUCCCACCUUCGCCUACUCGCUGUCCGGCGAGGGCUGCACAGUACACUACGCCACCGACCCAAUGUCGACGUUUCACUCUGCCGCACUCUUUGGGAACUCCAAAAGCGAUGUGAGGCCUACAAACCUGGUGAAAGCCGCGCAGGCACAGUUCUCUCAGUGGUGUGACGCCUUCCGUAGCGCUUUGACAAACUUUACACAGACUCCUCGCAUCCGUCUGUGUCUCGCGGAAGCGACCGCCUUCUGCCGGUCCCUCAAGGCAUUCCGAGAGAGCGGUACACUGAACGCGGGCGUCCCUAUCGCACAAUACAAGACUCAGCUACUACGUCUAUCCACGGAAGAGUACGUUCGCGAUGAGGCUCCCGCCACGUUCAACGUUAUUGAGACCUCCAACCUCAUCGACUACAUCGGCCUGCUCAACAUCCUCGUUGCGGCAGUCCCUUUGCUCUCUCCCUCACCGUCUAGUGUGCUCUACACGGAGUCGUUGCAUUUCAAAGGCGAGGACGCUACGAAGGAGUUCGCGGACCUUCUCUAUGCCGAUAUCGGGACUGUGGGUUUACUCCUCGACUUGUGCCCUAUCGACUACCUGUCUGGCUUCACCUCCCGCUCUAACACACACGAGCUUAUCUUGCACAAAUUGGCCGGAGGGAAUGUAACUCAGUUUCACCAGGUGACGACGUGGAAGCGACCCGGCUCCUGCGACAGCGAGAUCGCUCUUCGCGGCGGUCGUCUGCGCCUCCCUCCCGUGCUCGAUACGCGCCAACUCGGGACGCUUCUCUUCGACAUGUACCACGCAGUCUUCGAGCAGGAGGACGCGCGGACGUUCUUGCAGCAGAACCAGGCAAACCUGAUGAGAGCUAUGGCCUCGUCGAACCUCAUCCACUACAUGCGCGAGGGCUUCGCCAUGCUGCUCAAGCUCGUCCGGGAACGCCUCCGUAUACCGCAUGAGCAGUGGCUCGAGGUCAUGGACCGGUUCCUCGACCUAGAGGAGGCCGACCAGACCAUGCCCAUGAACACCGUGAACCGCAACGACCUCUACGCCCAUCUCCACCGGCAAGGCGUCCACACUGUCGAUUUCUACAAGACAGACAGAAUCCCGCGGAUCGGACGCUUCGCUGGCUGGGAGACCGUCCCACCCGUCGUUCGUGUAAUCCUGUCGGUGCCGCGCGAGAAGAUCACGGCGUUCGAGAACGCGGCUCGGGCCUCCAACGUCGCCACGCCACCGCUGCACUGCGACAUCCGCGGGAAAUGGUCGCACAACAUCUUCUGUGCCGUGCACGUCGCGUGGGGGCGGGCCAUCUCCACAGGCACGAAGAACAGCCCACGCGUGCUCUUCGAGGAGGACCCGGAAGGCUGGAGGGGCUCGAUGCCGCUCGUCGUGUCGUUCUGCGUUCCCGCGAUGCUCCUCACAAACAUCGAACCGCCAAGCAGCCUCAGGGUCUGUCUCUCCGUGCGGAGCACGACCGGCACUGCUCUUUUGACGAGAUACUUGGGGCUCGAGCUCGGCAUCUUCAGCGCCAGCCUCAUGGACGAGGAGCAUGUGUUCGUCGUCCCCGAGAUGUCGUUACCCAGUGUCGACUUCGAGGCGCCGCUGGGACCACUCCUGCGACCAAACUCGACUCUCCGAGACCACGUCGGAACGCAGCAGGCAGUAUUCGUCGAGCUCGACGAGCAGUGCGAGCUCAUACAGACCCUAGCGAGUAAAGUCCUUGUGGAAGCUCCCGACGUGAAGCGCGAGUUUGGCACGGCCGGUGCUACUCCGCAGAUCACACAGACGUCACCGUGCUGCAUGCGUCUCGCUGUCGCUGGCUACUCUCAGGACGUUGUUUUCCCCUUCCCGGUGAUCGGAAGCCAGAACAAGCUUCGCCUAGCGCGUAAAUCACUAUACAUCGAGGUUGUGGUGCCUGUCGCCGGACCCUUCUUGAAACCCGACGGGAUGAAGCUGAACCCCUUUCCGGUCAUAGGCUCAGGCAGAGCGCUACAUCCUUGGAACAUCCACCGCCUCGCGCUAUCCCGGCUCCCAGUGCUAGACUCGAGCGCGCCCCGGAUGGACGAGUGGCUCGGCACACACGUCGGCUCGAUGAUGUCGACCCGGGAGCGCACGAUGCGCAAGAAGCACCGCGCCGACGCGCUGAUGUUCGUGAAAGACACCAUCCACGCUGCAUUCAUCAGGUCCACGGGUAUUCAGGGCGGCCGCGCGCAGCGCGUCUUCGCGCUGCGGGACGAGCAGACGAACAACUGCGACACGAUCUUCUUCGUCUCGGACGUGCGCUUCGACCUCCAUUCGCACACGAUGGUCUGCGACGCCUACGUCCUCCCGCUCACGCACGCGAUCAUGCCCAAAAUCGAGCGCUUCUUCGGCAAGCUCGUGCUGGGCGGGGACAUGGCGAACGUGUCCGUCUUCGAGGGCGAGAUGCAGGCGUGGAAGCAGCUCAUCCCGGCGUUCGUCGAGCGCUGUCGGAUGUGGGAGCACAACGACGACUGCGAGUAUCUGAGGCGGCAACAGGCGCCGUUGACGGUGGAGAUGGAGGCCGACCCGCUGUGCAGCUGCGGCAAGGGGCAGGAUGUGGAGGGCUUGCUCAAGGUCGAGCAGUGGCGGAAGUACGCGCCGUACGUGACGCGCAUCGCGCUCUCGCCGCUGUUCGCGGUGUCGUACCUCGAGACGGUCGGGCGCGAUCCUGCGGCACACAAGUGCUCGGUGUGCAGAGGUCGUGGGCAGCCGAAGCUCAAGGCGUGUUCGGGGUGUUCGAAGGUGCGGUACUGUUCGCAGGCAUGUCAGAAGAAGGACUGGCCUCGUCACAAAUCGAAGUGUAAAGCAUGA
This is a messenger RNA of Trametes versicolor FP-101664 SS1, 3504 nucleotides long. RefSeq lists its product as uncharacterized. Gene Ontology annotation, molecular function: DNA-binding transcription factor activity, RNA polymerase II-specific. The record is from RefSeq and is a predicted model, not a curated record. Lineage: Eukaryota; Fungi; Basidiomycota; Agaricomycetes; Polyporales; Polyporaceae. Gene Ontology annotation, cellular component: nucleus. Bases 1 to 3504 code for a protein of 1167 amino acids. Gene Ontology annotation, biological process: regulation of transcription by RNA polymerase II. The transcript is spliced from 4 exons.